AGGAUAUCAAAUCCCUAGUGCAUCUGUGAGAAAGCUUUCAUGGGGAACCCCGGUGCAUUUCAUCGUUCUAUUACCCUGCAAUCCUUAACUGUCUUCUCCCUCGUUGCAGUUCUUGCAGCAGAUCAUGUCCAAGGACUAGACGAUGGGUGCACACCUUUCUCCUGUGGGCAUCUGCAAGACAUACGACCUCCUUUUCGUCGGCGAGGUGAUCCUGGUGAGUGUGGUGUUGAAGCAUACGAGCUGGGUUGCACCAGUAGCAAGGCUACAAUUCACAUCAACACAGGAACAUACUAUGUGACUGCCAUCAACUACACCGGUUCCUACUUCUGGGUCGUGGAUCCCAACUUCAAUACCAGUAGCAACUGCCCUCUUCCACAGAGGAAUCACCUGGCCUAUGGAUACUUUGGCGAAAUUGAUUCAGUUUCACCACCUGGCCUUCGUUAUUUGGUCACUCAAAGCUACUACAGAGCAUGUUUUGCUAAUUGUUCACGAGCAGUAGCGAAGAAUAGUGCAUACAAGCCCGUUGCUUGCCUGAGUGCCAAAAAUUCACAUGUUUAUGUCUGGGUGUCUUAUUACGGGUGUAUGGUUGAAGAUCUUGAGCCUUAUUGUGGAUGCCUGGCCAAUAUUCCAUUUGGUAACGAGUAUUCUCCUGAUUGGCUACAGCUACAGAAUGCAAGUUAUGCAGAUAUCAUACAACAAAGGUCUGUUAAUCAAUUGCACUACUCCAUCCAUGUCGGGCACAGCUACUUCAAGGAGCAAUCAUCUGGUGCAAGCAUCGUGAACUGGACUCAUGCUUUUUUCUGGAGUGAAGUGCACUUCUUAGAAUGCGUGACUCAGUACUCCAACGAUCACUACUACACAACACCGUUUGUUUUGGUUGUUGUGACCAUAUUAUCGGUGAUUGCUGUCCCCAAGUUCUUUUUCGUACUAUGUAGGUUCUUGUUGGCACCCCUGGCUGUAUGGAUAUUCCUAGCCUACAAGUACUGGAAAACAAGGAUCAUAAUUGAUGCAGUUGAGAAGUUCCUCAGGAUUCAACAAAUGAUUGGCCCUACGAGGUAUGCCUACACAGACAUCGUUGCAAUCUCAAGCCAUUUCAGAGACAAAUUGGGCCAAGGGGGCUACGGCACUGUGUACAAGGGCAUGCUACUCCCAGGCGGUGUCCAUGUCGCCGUCAAGAUGCUAGAGGGCAACUCAAAUUGCAAUGGAGAAGAUUUCAUCAGCGAGGUCUCCACCAUCGGCAGGAUCCACCACGUCAACGUUGUGCGUUUGAUGGGGUUCUGCUCGGAGGAAAUGCAAAGGGCCUUAGUCUACGAGUACAUGCCCAAUGGUUCUCUGGACAAGUACAUCUUCUCUACUGAGAAGAGCUUCUCAUGGGACAAGCUCAACGAGAUCGCUCUGGGCAUUGCCAGGGGGAUCAACUACUUACACCAGGGGUGCGACAUGCAGAUUCUACACUUUGACAUUAAGCCGCACAACAUCCUUCUCGACAACAAUUUCGUCCCAAAGGUCGCAGAUUUCGGGCUUGCCAAGCUGUACCCGAGGGGCGACAGUUUCGUUCCUUUGAGCGCCAUGCGGGGAACCGUCGGCUACAUAGCCCCCGAGAUGAUAUCCCGGAGCUUCGGCGUCAUAUCCAGCAAGUCCGACGUGUACAGCUUCGGGAUGCUGUUGCUGGAGAUGGCCGGCGGGAGAAGGAACGCUGAUCCAAACAUGGGGUCCUCAAGCCAGGCGUACUAUCCGUCAUGGGUGUACGACCAGCUGACCCAGGAAGAAGCGGGCGAGAUAUCUCCAGUUGCUGCCGACAUGCACGAGCUGGAGAAGAAGCUGUGUGUUGUCGGAUUAUGGUGUAUUCAGAUGAGGUCUCGUGAUCGGCCAACGAUGAGCGAGGUCAUUGAGAUCCUGGAGGCUGGGGUUGAUGGCCUGCAGAUGCCUUCGAGGCCGUUUUUCUGUGACGAAGGACACAUCCAUGUGGAGGACUCUUACCAUUUCACUUCCGAGCUGACGGCGGUCUCGGAGGAGGAAUUGAGUGUGGUGUCAGAGGAAAACGAUGUGUGAGGUAUAGAUACAAUAUGUGGUAUUA
Messenger RNA from Hordeum vulgare subsp. vulgare (domesticated barley), 2077 nucleotides. RefSeq names its product rust resistance kinase Lr10-like. The transcript is spliced from 4 exons. The record is from RefSeq and is a predicted model, not a curated record. Bases 40 to 2052 code for a protein of 670 amino acids. Gene Ontology annotation, molecular function: ATP binding; protein kinase activity; polysaccharide binding. Gene Ontology annotation, biological process: protein phosphorylation. Lineage: Eukaryota; Viridiplantae; Streptophyta; Magnoliopsida; Poales; Poaceae.